Messenger RNA from Pocillopora meandrina, 5993 nucleotides. Lineage: Eukaryota; Metazoa; Cnidaria; Anthozoa; Scleractinia; Pocilloporidae. The record is from the annotation of a GenBank genome assembly.
AUGUGCUGUUGUAACCUUAUUGGUGCUGUUUUUCAAUUUUCACAGGAAGCGCAACGAGCAGCAAAGGCUCAAAAACAAGCAGAAGCUGGAAUAAAACACAAGACAAGCACUGAUGGUAUUGUAGGAGUUAUGGGUCAUUUUGUUUACAUGUUCCUUCUUUGCUUCCUCAUCCUUCCCAACUGUCCCUUUCCCAUUUGGAUUUUUUUUAUUUGGGUGGUAUUUUUCGCUCAGUUGAUUUUAUUCUACGCAUAAAAGAAACAAAAUGAAAUCAUUAGUUAGAGCUGUGGUCUUAAAGAGUUGAGUUCAGGUUCCUCAUAUGAUUAGGUUUCUCUCCUCUCUACAUAGAGGUGACUUGUAUAACUUUGCUUUUAAGCAAAAACAUGGUUUAAAAAUCAUUUACCCUUUAACCCCACAAAUGACCAAGACAGAAUUUCUCCUUAUGUUAUCAAUGCAAUAUCAAGCAGAUGAGUGACAAGAAUAAAGAAAAGUAUCAGGUAGAGGAUUAUAAGUUGAUACAAAACAAAAUUGUAUGAGCUAGCAUAAUAAGAGUUGUAUGGCAGACAUAAAGGAGACUUACCAAUGAGAUCCUAAGAGUGAAAGAGUGAUAGCUUUUAAAAGCUCAGCACCCGAGAUUUUUUACAUAGGAUCCUUGUUUGUGGUGAGUCUUCUAAGAGAACACCUUUGAUCAGUAAGUUUGGUUUCAACAAUUUGUCUUUGUUUCUUCACCUCUUAAUAUAUUAAUUUUCUUUUAUUUCUGUAUGAUUAGGAACUAAUCGUAUGAAAGUGGCUCAUGACCUUCAAGCUGAUGAUGAGAAGGUCCAAAAGAAAGUGGCCAAGAAACUAGCAAGACAGCAGGUCAGAGCAGCAAUUAUACUGCCUAACCUAUUGAAAAACUUCACUAUGUUAAUAAUUUCUGUUUCAGUGAUGUACAUGUAACUCAAGCAUGUAUGUUGACGUCAUAUUUCCUUUUUUUUUUUAAUGCCAGGUUCCUCAGCGAACAACACCUCAAAAGAAAGUUGGUUUAUUUUCCCAUCUGCAUCAAUAUGAAAAGGAUGUGUCCUUAACCCAAGAAAUAAGGUUUGUGAUUUGUACAAAAAGGUGGAUCACUAGAUUAUCAACACAGUAGUCUUAGAUACCAGCCAAAAGGCCCACGCUGUCAGAGUUAAUCACAUUUAUAUGCUGUCAGAGGUUUUCAAGUUUAUUAACUUGAAACAACAAGGAAUAUUUCUACAAACCGUCUCUUUCUGUAAAUGGGAUACCUACCCCUAACAGAUUAACCCUGGAAUAUUUUAAGGUAUUCCUCUCCCCACCACCUCCCCAAUUUUUUUGGUUGUUUUUAUACCUGUUGGUGCCGAUGAAAAUUGUGAGAGUGAAGUGUUUGCACCAUGAUCUUGGCAAAGGAUCUGGGGCCAAAUCUUUCCACCAGAAAACUGUAUCCAAACAAAUUUAGUUGUCUAAACUUAGUUGAUAAUGUGAAUUAACCACCAAAGAAAGAUUUAACCUUCGACAUUUCAAGCUAUAUUCCUUUAUUGUUGCACUGACAAAGGGCUAAUGCUUCUCGAAAUAUCAGCUUUAUUCCUGUUUAAUCAUAAUCUAAUUCAUAUUUAUUUAUCAACUCAGUUAAUAAAACUAAAUUUUAUUGAAACACCCUCCUUCUCCUUGCUCAAGAUGCAACACCAGAGUUUCUCCAGAAAUUUACCCCCUUUAUUCAUUGGUUGCAUGUGCAAACAGCUGGCCACUGCUAACCCAUUCAGGACACUACUACUUUGCACUGUGAGGUUUGAAACACAACUAACUUCUUCUUUUUUUUAAUUUUAAUUUUGCAUAUAAAGUUUUGGGGGAUCAGGGAGUACCCCCAUUCACCCAGCUGUCAUCAAACUUGGUGUGCAGUAUGCUAAAGGAAUAAUUUGUGGAUCGAAUGCAAGAUGUGUGGCUUUACUUCUGGCUUUCAAAAAGGUACUUUGACUACAUGAACUGAUAACUUGAGUGUUAUUGAUGUAACUGAUGUGUGCAUUUACAAUGUACAGUGUAUAUAUGUGACUGGUUAUGCUGUAAACUCUUUUUUCUCAGCUGACAGCAUAUGUAAGAGAUAUCAAAUCAUUGAAUUAAUUUUUUGUCACUUUAUUUUCAACAGCUAAUUGCUGACUAUGUUACUCCCCCUCAAAAAGAACUCUGCAGGGACCUGGAUGCAAAAAUUAAACCAAAUAUAAGGUAAUUAUUACUAUUUUUUUCAUACACAAUUUUCACUUUUUUGAUUGACAUAUGUUUUAUGUUAGACCUGGAAGAAAGACCAUUACAGAACAUGAUGGCUUAUGCAUCGCGCAGCAUUUUUAAUUAUCAACAAUCUUUUUUAAAUUUUAUAUUUUGUUUCUUUUUAGUUUCUUGACACAGUGCCGGCCUCUGUCAGUCAGCAUGGGUAACGCCAUCAAAUAUCUGAAGCUACAGAUCACUCACACUCCACCAAACAUGGCAGAAGAUCAGGUAAAUUUUGUAGGAGACUUUGUGAGAGAUAUGUGGUUCUGGCUAAUGUGCAGGACACGAAGUUGAGAGGUCAGGGUUUGUGAACUGACCGCAUCAUUGUAUUGUGUUCUUGGGUAAAGCUCUUCACUCUUUAAAAUGCCCCUCUGCACCCAGGAGAACUGUAAGGGAAAUUCACUGGGGUGUUAGGUUGUUAACUGUAGUGGGAAAUGGGGAUAAGCUCAGGCAGAGAGGGGCCACUUGGUUCAGUCUUAGGGCUCACCCCUCCUGAGGUGAAUCAACUUUAAGAGGCUGGAUAACUCUCUUUCUGUCUGUUUGUCUGCCUGUCUGUUUGUCUGCCUGUCUGUUUGUCUGCCUGUCUGUUUGUCUGUUGAUCUGUGAUCAUGACAAUUCAGGUGUCGGAGAUGGAAUGGGCAAGAUUACAUGUAUAUCACACUGUGUGUUUGGGUUUGACUCCUGUAUUCUAUGCUCUCUCUCUCUCUCUAGACAAUUUAACCCUCUUGCAGCAUGAAAAAUUAAAUUCUUGAUUUCUUCCUUUUUACUGAAACAAACUUGUCAUACAUGUAUAUAAUUUACUAACAUUGCUCAAAGGUUACUACGAGUAGAAAAUCAUAACGGGUCAAGUUAUUUGCACACACAAAACCUGUUGGAUAAAACUCACUUCAGAUUAUAUCACAUUUGCAAUCAUCCUGUUUUUUUUUCUGGUAUAGGCAAAGAGGAAUCUUAUCCAGAGUAUUGAUAAGUUUAUCCAAGAAAGAAUUAUUUUGGCUGGUGUAGCCAUCUCUGAGUCAUAUGCAAGAACCAAGAUCAAUGAUGGUGAUGUGAUACUCACAUAUGCUUGGUAUGGCUGAAUUUUUCUAUAGCUGACUUGAGUUACCAGGCUCUCUUAGAGCAUCUGUAAAUUUUUCAUCCACUCGAAAAAGCUGUAAGGAGUGUUUGUACUCCCAGAAUCAGUCAUCUUAAUUUCUUCACACUGAUAGCCAUAUUUUUGCCAUAAUAAUAACUCAACUUCACAGAAUUUAGUGCCAGAUCUUAUCAUAAGCCCAGCGGAUAUUAUUUUUGAUAAUUGUCACCUGUCUGUUUGAUAAUCGUGAUGCAUUGGUACUAUAAGGAAACUUACUCAUUUGUCACUCUUGAAAGAAAAAGGCUGAAGGGGUCAAAAUUGGCGAUCUGGUUACGGUUCUUCGGUCAGAAACCAACAUUAUAUUGGUUUGCAAAAAUUUUUUCUUCUUAUAAACCUCAAAAGAUUUCUCAUCACUCUCACUGCAGAAUGUCUACGAAGGGAUUCUUCCCUGUAUAGUCUAUUUCCCAAGCAAAGAUAAUGAGGAAAACUUUAAUGAGGAGAAAUUUCUCUUGAAAUUUGUUUUUUAGUUCCUCGUUGGUGUUGAAGAUUUUAAAAGAUGCGCAUAAUGCUGGGAAAAAAUUCCGAGUGGUGGUUGUUGAUUCGAGACCAAAGUUUGAAGGUGAGGUUUGCUCACAGCAGUGGCUUGAACUUUUUUGAGAAUUGACUAAGACUCACUGCUCAAUUUAUUCAGAAUGAACUUUUACAUGUACUUGUAACUCUCUUAAACGUGACGAGAAGCCCGAGAAUCGGACCCAGGUCACUGCGGUGGGAGACGAGCGCUUAUUAUUGGGCCCUCCCUGAUUGCACAUGCGUCAUUAAGUCUCAAAACCUUUUCACACUGCCACUUGUUUCUCUCUUGUUAGGACGAGAAUGUCUAAGGAGGUUGGUGAAAGAAGGAAUCAGAUGCUCCUACGUGUUGAUCAGUGCUAUCUCGUACGUUAUCAAAGAGGUUAGUAUUUUUUGGAAAUAGUUUAACUACCCUUGGGAUGCACUGCCAACUGAGCUUCUAAACUCUUCGUAAGAGCAACAUGCAGGCCUUACAUGUGUAUUAGGUUCAUACAUAUGACAUGCAGUAUUGUACGUGACUUGGUUGUCUUACGUACUGUUAGGAUCAGCAAAUUUCUAAAGUUCUGGGAAACUCAUGAAAGAUGAUGCAAAUUUUAAAUUUUAAUCUAAAAGCCUUUUUGGGAUAUUUUCUGUUCUAUUUAAAGUGUCAAAUAGUCAUGAACUAAAAAGAUGAUUUCCUUUUACAGCUUUUAGACCUGAAAUCAGAUUUCACACUAACCCUGGGUUAUCUUAACCCAGCUUUGAACAACCCGGCCCUGGUCGAAAUAUUGUAUUUAUUGGUCUAAGCACUCCAUUAUGAUCUAAUUGUCGCUUUGUUCUUCUGUGUUCUUAUCGUGCAUUUUAAAUGUACAAGAUCGAAAUGUUAGUCGUUAGAUGGUUGGGUGAUUAGCUAUUUUAACUCUCUGUUUUUUUCUAUUCGAUUUCUGAAGGUAUCAAAAGUCUUUCUUGGUGCUCAUGCCCUACUCGCCAAUGGCUACGUAAAGUCACGUGUUGGCUCUUCCAUGGUGGCGAUGAUGGCCCAGGCCUCCAACGUCCCAGUGCUGGUAUGCUGUGAGACGUACAAGUUCUGUGAUAGAGUUCAAACAGAUUCUUUUGUUUCCAACGAACUUAGUAAGUAAAUGAAAGUUUCUCAGAAAGGUGAACCUCAAGUCUUAGAUAGACACGUCUUUUUUUUUUUUUACCCUUAAACCUCUAUGAGUGGAUUUUAUUUCUCUUCACUCCUGCAGGAGUUUCAAUACCUUUUUAUAACUGCGGCUGCCGAUGGUACAAGAGGCGGCUGUGGCCAGAAAAGGGGCUGGGAGGCGAAAACCAAACACGAGGACCUGCUUGCAAGCGACAGUGGCCAGUGAUAAAGGCCAAUCCAGGCUAAUAAUCUUCUCGUUUUUUUUAGGUGACCCGGAUGAUUUAGUUCCUUUAGACAGAGAAAGCCCGGAUGUACUAUCUGAUUGGCGAGACGUCAACUCUCUUCACCUUCUAAACUUAGUCUACGACGUCACUCCUCCUCACUUUGUUUCCAUGGUGAUCACGGAAGUAGGAAAGAUUCCAUGCACGUCUGUGCCAGUCGUUCUUAGAGUCCAGAAUCCAGAGCAGUAGUAGGACUCUUUGGUGUCAUUAAACCGAGGCAGGUUACGUACUUGAUCUUGUUACCGAGAGUUGUCGAGGACACGGAUUUUGUUGGAAAAGUUAAGCAACGGAACACGUGACGUGAUGGCAAUUGGAGAGGUUAUGCUGUGUUAUAAUUAGUUGACUUAAAUCGGGACUCUUCGGCUCUUCUUCGGAGACUCAAGUUUAUGGUACAUUUUCUCGACAUAAGCUGUUCGUUUGAAUGCGCGCAUGGCAGAAUCUUAUUGGAUUACACGUUUGCCAUGUUGGACCUGACGAAUGUUGAGUCCCGAAAAUUAACGACAAACAAAAACAAAAGUAAGCUAUAACUGUUCAGAUUUAAUCACUUCAAAAUACAAAUAUGUACAAGCAAAUAAACAGCAGCAUUUCAUGUGUCAGAUUUUUCUGAGACAAAGUGUUGCUACUUGGUAUGAUGUUGUUGCAACACAAGCAGUCAUAAGCUGGUUGUUUAGGAGAUGAAAUAAAUUAUUUGUCAGGUUGG